Molecule: messenger RNA, 2778 nt
Organism: Alternaria rosae
Lineage: Eukaryota; Fungi; Ascomycota; Dothideomycetes; Pleosporales; Pleosporaceae
Exons: 5
Coding region: 1-2541 (846 amino acids)
Source: RefSeq, a predicted model, not a curated record
AUGACAUUUUCCGAGAUCGCGGGACGGCUGCUGAAAGGGCCAGGACACUCGCAGCCGCCGUCUGGCAAAGAGCACCUAAUUGAAUCUCAUCCUUCGCCAGAGCGAGCCAGCAUUUCCUCCUUUCUAGCUUCGCCCGAGUCAGACAACGGUCAUAUCACAGCCCACGAAGGCAUGCUCGGCAUCCAUCUGGGCGACCAAAGAGGACACUCCACCGCCUCUUCGUGGGCAAAACCUAGACCUUUGUCAGACAUUCGCGAAGUCACCGAAUCAAGCUUUGCAGACACCCUACCUCGGAACGCCUUGACAAAAACCUUUCCCCGAAGCACCUCUCGCACGGAGAUGUCGCGGAAGCCCUCUGUUGCUACGAGACGACGUCCGAGCAACGACAAUCGGUACGGUGAAAAUGUAGAACCUGACAGAAAGAAUAGCAUCGAAAGCAACGGCAUAAGACCCAUUCACAGGGGUCGGACGUCUAGAUCACCAUCACCAUCAAGUCCUGCAGACAACCACAGCAUAUCGAGCAUAUAUAGCAUACCAGCCGGUACCGUCCCACCACGAUCGUCCUCCCGACCUCGUGCACCUAGCACUUCUCGAACCCGACAGCCACAGCAGAUACCACCUAUACACAUAACCCAAGCGACUGCGACGAACACGCUUAGUGCCAUACCUACUAUACUGUUUCCGCCUCUUAGCAAUAAUACCAACACUAUCAUUCGGCAUGGUCAAUCGCAGUCUCCUUUGCGCCACAUUGUUGCUCGCCUUGACCCCAUAACUCAUGACACCCACCGACGCAUACCUUCCAGAACAUUUGUUCGCGAUCCACUAUCGAAAGAGCUCCUAGAGUUUCCAUCACACCGACAUCCGCGAAUCGACCUUGGCCUGGAUUUAUCCGCAGGCAUAUUCGUAGGCGGAGGCUCCAUCGAAGGGACCGUCCAGAUAAACGUCGACGAUGCAGAGCGAAUACGUCAUAGAAGGACUCUGGACAUUGCCCGGAUAUCCAUCGAUCUCCUUGGGACCGAAGAGGUGAGCGGUAAUAGACGAGCUGUCUUUCUGAAUCUCGCUACGGAGCUCAUCGAUGAGCAAAACCCGCCGCCUCAGAACAUGGUAGACACCCAGGAGCCAAUAAGCUCGGCAGAUCUUUUCUGGCACCUGAUGCCUUCUACGACCAAUCUCGCGUUCAAUCUGAGCCUACCUCUUAACGUUGGUCCUCCGCCCUUUCAUUCAAAGAAUGCAAGAAUCCGCUACAUACUUUGCGUGUCACUUCUUAUUCGCGACCAAGGAAGACAGUAUAUUGUCAGAACUUCCGAAGAUGUUACAGUGCUCUCAGUGUACGAUCCUGAAAAGGCACUCAUGUCGCUACCUAGUCCCUUGAAUGCAUCAGACGAGUGGAUAAAGCCCCGAGAUACCACCGUUGAGGUCGUUCGGGUCACCGCAGGCUUACAUCGACAAGUUUGGGUCAGCGGUACGAGCCUCUACGUCGAUGUCCAUGUUGCCAACAACAGUCGCAAGACGGUCAAGAAGAUUGAACUACAGUUGGAAAGGGACAUACUCUGCUACAAACACGCUGCUGCGGCAACGAUGGAGAAGUCUGCUGGUCAGGCUCGCAUCUUUGACAGCAACGAGCGGUCUAUCCUCAGCAAAGCAGUUGUCAAGCACGGUUGCGCCGGCUGGAACGGUGUUUCCGCACACCAGACUCAUAUCAGGACCUGUGGUCUCGAAAUACCCCGCGGCCAUGGUACAGUGAAAUGUGGCAAAUACUUCGAAGUAAGAUACUUUCUAAACGUCAUUGUCGCCAGCGGACACACGUCAGUAUUGUCAUCUAUCUCACCGACCAAGCUGACCUCCUGCAGAAAGCUCGUUACCGUCCAACUACCAAUCGUACUCAUCCACAUGAACUCCCUCGACGUGGUCCCCAACUCCGUCGCCCAAGUUGCCAUGGCCAUCGAAGAAAAGCGCACAGCCCGCCACUCUCCACCACGCCUAGGGCGUCGUCCAUCUCAAUCGGUACAAGGCCGCGCGUUUGCAGCACCGCGCAUGCAAUCCCUGGAACGCAUGCGCGCACGCGACGAAGCCAUCCAGGAACUAGGCCAAGCCAUUGAGCGAAGCCCCCGCAAAUACGGUCUCCGCCGCGCAAACUCCAAUUUCGAUUACCAUACCCCCCCUUCCAACCGCAAAGGCAGGAUCCUAGGCGAUGGCGAAGCAGCAGAUCUCCAAGACCGUCUUCGUCGUGUAAGAUCGAAUGAGACGAUUGGAUCGCGACCCCCGACUCUCCACCGCGUUAAUUCUAUGCGGUCAAGACGAGGCGCUGCAUCGGCUUUUGGGUUUCGGGAAGCAGAGGUUAGGGAGGAUAUUGAGCUAGGGGGGUUGGGUGCAUCGGGUGAUGGGCCAUUGAAGGAGAGGUUGGAGAGGACUAGUGAUCGGCAGUAUCGGUUCAGCAAGAAGAAAAGCGUGGAGAAGUGGAAGGGGGUGGCGAAUGUGGGGGUUGGAUGGUUGAAGGGGAGUGGGGUCAAGGAUGAGAGGGAGAGGGAGGGAUGGGUGUGAUGUGUGCGCUCUGUCUCCUUAGAUGAGUCUUUGGUACGUUGGAUAGCGCGUGCGAUGCGUCGAUUGAAUGUUUUGUUUCUUUUGGCUGGGCUUGAACGUGCCAUUGUCAAACGCGAUACAGAUAUAAAAAGUGAUCAAGCAACAUGGUCAAAAGUAAAGCUAGUGUUAUUCAAUUAGGUCUGUCCGGUUGACAGCCUGAAUGCUUCGAUACUUGAUACAAUCAUAUCUCAUAGUAGU